Dreissena polymorpha is the source of this 20364-nucleotide messenger RNA. RefSeq lists its product as uncharacterized. Lineage: Eukaryota; Metazoa; Mollusca; Bivalvia; Myida; Dreissenidae. The record is from RefSeq and is a predicted model, not a curated record. The transcript is spliced from 147 exons. Gene Ontology annotation, molecular function: peptidase inhibitor activity; protein binding. Gene Ontology annotation, cellular component: extracellular region. Bases 1 to 19890 code for a protein of 6629 amino acids.
AUGACAUGUCACCUGUUCAAUGCCAUUCCUGACGCUGAGUGUCUCGGCACAGGCUCUCGCAAGUGUGUCUGUCCUGGGACAAAGUACCUCGAUGACACUCGGUGCAGUCUUAGGAAGCAGAACGGACAGGUAUGUCUGGACGUGGAAGAGUGCGCUGUAACUGGGGCUAUCUGCAGUGACACCUGCCAAUGUCUUGACAACCACUUGCUGAAUGGGACCACAUGCACACCAAAGGUGACCAAUGGUCAGUCAUGCGGUGAUGUGACCCAUUGUCUGAUGACAGGCGCAGUUUGCCUCAGUAGCCUGUGUCAGUGUCCAGCUGGCACGUACAGGAAUCUGUCAGGAAAUACCUGUACCACAUUGAAGAUGUAUGGGUCCUCGUGUGACACUGCUGAUCAGUGUGUGACAGCGGCAUGCUCCGAAUAUAAGUGUACCUGUCCACUGGGACAAUUCUUCUCUGCGUCAUUGGCAGCCUGCCAGACAAAGCUGGCCUAUGGUGCCUCGUGCAAGAAUGAGACUGGAGAGUGUACUACAUCCAAUGCAGCAUGUAUUGGUGGCGUGUGUGGAUGUUCUACCCAGCGAUACGUAUCUGCUGAUAGGCUACACUGCUAUGAAAAACUGGGUAAUGGCCAGUCUUGUUCCCAGGCCAGUGAGUGCUCCUAUGGGAAUGCUGUGUGUCAGGAGGGGCAGUGUACAUGCGGGAUCUCCACUUAUGUGAAUGACACCUUGCCAGCUUGCGUACAGAAGAAGGCAAACGGUGAACCUUGCACAACCAGUGUGGAGUGCAGAUAUAGCGAUGCAUUGUGCAUUGCUAACCUGUGUGCAUGCCCUACCAACAGAUAUGAGGACACCACUGGCUGCUUGCCAAGGAAAAACAAUGGUUUAAACUGCACACUAAGCACUGAAUGUUUGAUCACUGGGGCCGAGUGUAUUGGUGGGGCAUGUGGUUGUUCUGACAACAAGUACCUUGCUAAUCAGCAGUGUCAAAACCGUCUAGCAUAUGGAAUGGCCUGUGACUCUACAAUCACCAACCAGUGUAUGGCAAUGUUUGUGUGUUCUACUGUCACCAACACCUGCGUCUGCCCUGAGGGGUUUGCCUACGGCGCUUCAACUUGUGAUUUCAUUCCUACGACAACGCCUCUACCUGUGACACAGGCCCCGGAUGAGGAGGUAGUUGUUGGCCUGGAUGGAGAGGUUGUGUUUGACCAGCCGUACAGGGCGGCAUACAGCAACACCAGCUCACAGGAGUUUAUAGAGGCAGCUAAUGAGUUUGAAUCUGCGAUGACUUCAUCAUUCUCGAAUAACACAGCCUUUGAGUCGGUCGAGGUCACAGGAAUUCUCCCUGGCAGCUCAAAGGUGGAGUUCAAACUCAAGUUCAAGAAGACUGAGCUUGUUUUACAAGUGAGUGGUGGAGAUGACACACCUCCUGAUACCACCGAUGAACUGGCUAAACAGGAAUCUGCUGUGAAAGCUGAAGCCAUCAAAGACCUGCUGCAAGUUGUAAACAGAGAGCUUCCCAAGAGGUUAGAGAAGUCGGAGAAACUGAAAAAUCCUGCAGCUGUGGAUCCAACUGAUAUCAUAAUUGAACAGGACCCAUGUAAAGAGACAGAUAAGAUAGUUGGCAGAGCCGGCAGUCGCCAGUGUCGAGGUGUUCUCAACCUCCUGCAGAAGACUAACAAGCCAGCCAGCCUGUGCAGAGCCUACAAUCGACUGCUGGACUGUGUUGCAUUCUUGUUCAGCCAGGAGGACCUCAUCUGCCACUGGAACACCAUGCGAACAACUUUGGAGACCCUUGCUGUUGGGGCCAUAUACCUGGCACGAGAAACUGUGAAACCAUGCGUCAUUGGUAACAUGUACAUGUUCACUCCCCUUGCUAUGGUGAACACUGCCCAACCUUGUCAGGACCUGACCAUGAUGAGGCAGGUGGCUCAGACAGAAUGCAGGGACCAGCUGAUCAAAGUACAGCUCUCCAAGGAUAACUGCGGUCUGGUGGAUGCUCUGUACAGCUGCGUGGUCAAUGAACUAGUCCUAAUGUUUGGUGUUGAUGACACAUGCCCUGGGGGCAGCCCAAGCAAGGCCUACUUCUUAACAGCUCUCAUUGAUCACAGCAAGGAGGUCUUUGAGAGUGCAGCCACUCAUCUGGAGAAAUGUCAAUACUGUGUUGCACCCAAUGUGGAUCAUGUCUUCAAGACCCAGUGUGGCCACAGCCUUGAUGAUAUGGCAGGGGUGGAUAUUGACACUGCUUGUUGGUUCAUGCAUCAGGAGAUCAGUUGUAUUGCUGCCCACACCCGACACUGGCAGCCCGCAUGUUCCAAGAUGUCAAUUACUGAACUCAUGUCAACUGACCCGCGCUUCCUGGCUUCAGUGGUGCAGCACAGACCGGACAUCACACUUGAGCUCAUGCAGCAGUGUGCAGGCAACACUGAAAUCCCCAGUUAUGGCCCCUUGUCUCCCACCAGCGUGUGCUUGGAUCAGAACUACCUGCUGUAUGUGAUGCAGUUCAGAUGCCCGCUCGCUAUGGAAAGUUACUACUCCGACAAUGCAUGCAAUGGGCUAUUUCUGGUAACGGACUGUGUACGUCGUACCAUAUCAACCUCAGCACAGAGGGAGUGUUCAUUUGAGGAGGUCUUCAAGAGCCUUACAUACAGCUUUCCAGAGUAUACGCUGAACGCAGCAAACACGUUUGGAACUCUGUACCCUGACAUGCAAGGAUGUUGGGAUCACUACACAAAUCUUAAGUAUAGCUCACAUGGGGAAUGCCAACUAGCAUUCCAUCAGCAUUUCAAUCAGUUUGAUAAGUGUUUGGAAAUGGACGGCAGCAUUUCGGUGUUACAGCUUACAAAUGUCCUAAGGAGGUUGCCUGGACUAGACUGCGGACUGUUUAACAUCAGCCUGGAGCACUGUUUCAAGUUAGCAUUCGAUGACAUGAGCGGGAAGUGUGAUGCCCAGUCAAUCGCAGAACCCCUAGCUGGACAGUUACGUUUAAAACUUCAGCGCAAGACAAACUAUGUCGCCAACUUUUUGAGAUGUGCAAAUGGUACAACUGUGGAGGACAGCUGUUCUGAAAGGACUAGAAAUACCACUGUGAUGAAAUGUCUUUCUGAAUGGCAAGUCAGAGAUGCUACAGAUGGUUGUGGUGCCUAUGCAGCCUUCAGACGGUGCCUUCAAGAUGGAUUUAGUGAGGUGAAAUGUGGAGUAAGAGACAUGAAAAUGUUCCUUGCCAUGUUUGCCAAUGUGUCCAACAUAUUUGGUGUGCCUGACCAUUGCUAUGAUGACUAUGAUGGUGAGGCCAUGUGCGGAAGGGCACCGACAAACUGUGACAAUGUUGUCACGGCAACCUGUGAUUCACACAAGACUUGCAGGGAGGGACUUCACUGCUGCCUGCAAGACUGCCAAUACAAGUGCAUAGACACACGAGAAAAGGCUGGUUUCUGUCCAAGGCCAGUCAAUGGGAGCUUGGAAUGUGGGAACGUGAGAGUGGGUAACAACACGUGUUUUGUGGACCAUGACUGUCCCACCACUCAGAAGUGCUGUCACACUGGUUGUUCCUAUGUAUGUGCUGCCAUUACCACCCUACCAGAGUACUGUACGUCACUGACUGAUGCUGGAGUAUUGCAGUGCAUGAGAAACGUAACCACUGACUAUUUGUCACAUGAGUAUGCAUCCUGGAAAAAAUGCAGGCCAGUUGACCUUCUGGCAGAAUGUCUGGCCAUCAAGUGCUCAAAGGAUGAUGUGCGACAGCAACUGUCAGCAACCCGUGACAAUGUCCUAAAUGUGUCGUCCAGUCUCCAUAGCGAUGACUGGAGGUACCGGGCACUUCGCAGGGCUCUCGAAAAAUACGACUACAAGAAGUGCAUGGACAUUGAUCACCAAGACGUGAAUCCAUGCUACUCCCAAAGCUUCCAACGACAGAAGACGCAGAUGUGUCUCAACCGCCAUUCUGGGGACAUGCAUCUUCUAACUGUUCAACCUGACUAUAAGCUCUCCCCACAGGCUUGCAGGCUCUAUGCCCAGAUCUUUGAUUGCAUUACCAUUGCCCUGAGAGAAGAGGGAGGGGACUGUGUUGCAGAAGAGUUCACAAUAUCACAAGCCAUACAAGAGUACCUGCCAGAAUUCCCAAAGGACAACUACAUUUUCAGUGGCAGUUGCUAUGGUCGUCUGCCGGUGUGCAGCUAUUACUUCUACAUGCGGGAUGCAAGGUGGCAGUGUGAAGAUGACCUAUUGAGACAACACAGGGAAAGCUUAUCAUAUCUCUAUACUUCUACCAGCACCUCUUGUUUAAAUGAUUCCAGGCUACAAGAGUCUUUCCGCAAGUAUUUGAUGUGUAUAGCUCUGAAAGGUCUUAGAGACACGCCAAUCUGUACCGUUGAAAAAUACCUCGAGCUGAUUGAAUCCGACCCCCUGACUGUGUACUUCAACAAGGAUGUGCCUUUGAGCAAUUGCACUGGAGACCAGUUCCUGAUGAACAUGUCCAACCUGGCAACAAAUACCUGCUCCUCCCCAGUCUAUGUGAACCACAUGGCUCAAGUAUACUGCAACGGUAGCAGGAUGGAGGACCGCAUAUGUUCACUGAAUGCUAGCAGCCUCUAUAUCAACAACCAUUGCCUUGGCUAUGACAUAAUGACAGCAUGUAUUGAGACAACUGGUGAAUCCAUGUUUGGCGUGGCAUGCAAAAGAAGGGAGAUCACUUCAGCAUAUGAUAAAAACACUUUUGGAGAAUUGAUGAAGCUCAAAGAGGAAUGUGAUGAUUGGCAGUCCCAGCAGAGUGAAGCAUGCCUCUACCCUCUCAUGAAGAUGUACGAUAAUGCCACCAAGUGUAUUACCAUGCUAUUAAAUGCUUCAUUGGCUCCUCCCUUGGCUACGGACGCUGUCUGUGGUGCCUUUGGUCAGAUGCAAGACUGUCUGAUCAGGCUACUACGUAACGUCUCCAUUGACAACACCGAAACAUGCCGGACCAAGAUCCAGGACUUCAACUCACUUCCUAAACGCCUCCUUGCUCUGCACAUGUCGCUGUACGGUGCUCAAACAUCAUGUGACUCGAGCCAGGUACCGGCAGAAGUUGCCUUGCGCUGGGACCCACGCAUGGACAGAUGUAAUGGAUCUAACACUCCUGCUAAUUCCGACCUCUGUGCACGUGAGAACUACGGUGCUCUGGCAUAUGCCACAUUGCGGUCAUGUGACAUGACAUCGUACCUUUAUCAUGCUGCAGAAGACAAUGAUUUCAACAAGUGCUGGUCAGUGUACAACUCCAUUAUAUGUGGCCACAAUGUGACCACUGCUAUGGGUGCACAAUGUAGCAUGGAGCAAGUUGAGUUGGCCCUCAUGGCUCAUAGCAGUGCCUUCCUUCAAAUGCAUGACUUUGAACUGGCCACAUGUGGAGCUGGUACCUGCUAUACACUGGCAGCUGUAGAGAUAGCGAGGUCAUGCAUGAACUUGGAUCUGAUACGGGCUAUGUUUGGCAAGCAGGACACCAAGUGCAGGUUUUACAACUAUGGGUUCUGGUGUGUGAAGAACAAACUGAGCAGGAUAUGUUCUCCAACAGACGCCGAAAUUCAUGGCUACAUCCACCGUUUCAUCAACGAGACCCACUUCAGCUCAUCAGAAAUGGGCAAUUGCAGUGUGGAUGAAGCCACUGGCUACAUAUGCCAGUCUCACCAGGAUGUUAUUGCCCUCAACCCACGCUGUUACAUGCAGAUGCAGGCUGUUUCAAACUCAACAAAGACAGCAAAGUUCGCACAAACAGGUCAAUGCAGUGGCCUGGAUGAGUUAAAGCAGUGCUUGGCUGAGUCUGUGCAGUUGUAUAUUGGGCCAAGAUGUUCCGAGGCUGAACGUAACACCACCUUCACAGACAUGGCAGCUCUGUACACUAGCUGGAUGGGAUAUUCUUAUGCACAAGAAUGCUUCAGAACUAAGUCAGGGGUAUGCCCAGUGAGGCAGGCAACAUGGCAAGAAAGUUGUUUUGGUUACAUGCCAGAGUGUCUCCGUGACAACCAUUGCCCUGGAGACGAGCUCUGUUGCUUCUCUUACAUGAGGGGUGACUGCCGUCAGCCUGUCAAAGAUCCAGCCACGUACAGCAUAUGGAUCUCCGUGAUGUCAUCUCAAUGGCAUCAUGAUAUGUAUGAAAAUGAAAGCAUCGAAUAUCUCACGUUUGUUAACACUCACUUCCCAAAGCUUCAAGCAUGGUUGUCAAAUGGACGUUUUGAUUCUGCUAAAAUGGGCAGCCUUAGAAACAACUCUGGAAGUGUGCAGAUGGAGAUUGUAGUGACAAUCUUGAAGGGAACCCAGGAUGAUGGGCUCAUGGUUUCACCUAUCGAGGGAUAUGUUUGGAGUGGGGAAAUGUUCCUUCACCAGAAUCUGAGUGGUGUUUCUUGCGACAAAGACAGAAAAUUGCUGGAUUAUAUAGCAGAGUGUCUCCAGGGCAGUUUUUCUGACUCUGCAGACUAUAUGAACUACUUUGAGGAUUACGAAACAUGCAGAAUGGUGAACUCACUAAUUGGCUGUGUAGGAGGAAAGUGCUACAUGGAAAACUGCUCCAUUGAAGAGGUCUAUCAUCUGAUCUCUACAAAGAAAGACCAUGUCUCAAAAAGACUUGAGUUUCAAGGCCUAGCCACUCGAGCUCAGAAGAUGAUCCGAGCUUUGCUACGCUAUGACUACCAAACAUGCAAUAAAAGUUACCAUAACGACAUCAGCCCAUGCGCAGAUUCACAGCAGAUUGGACCUGUGGUAACACAGUGCCUUAGCCAUUACCCCAGCUUAAACCUAACUGACCUAUCACCUAACUCAUGCAGGAAACUGUAUAUGCUGAACACGUGCGUCAUCUCACAGGCUCGCCACUUGGGUGUAAGGUGCCAAUCUUGGCAAAUAUGGUACCAGAUGAAAGAAGUCCUAUCUGGAAUGAACCAGACUUUGAGAGACGAGGCCUUGAAAAUGUGUGAAGGAUUCCGCCUGGUGUGUUCGUUUGAGACCUUAAAGAAUUUGUCCAUGUACCAGUGUCAUCAAAGCGACCUUGGUCCAAAUGUGGGCUGCAGGAAAAAUAUGGCAUGGAAUGCAACGGUUGGUCAAGCGCUUGCGGACUUUGUUGUGUGUGUACGACUUGAGGCGCUAGCUGUGGGCGAGACAGAAUGUACAACCAGGGAGAUCCUAUCAGUGAUGUCGAAUGACCCUUACCACAUUGACCUCAUAGCCAAGGGAGAGAACCUUACUACAUGUUUGCCAGGUAACAUCAGUAUCAGCAGUGGUGAGGGCGUAUGUACAAGCAUGGAGGCUGUCCGCUUCCUGUCUAGAAACUGUUCAGGGUGCGACGCCCAGCUUUCCCGUAUGGCAGACACAAGUCUGGCUUGCAUGCAAUUCUACACUGGGUCCAGCUGCAUUCUGGAGCAAUUGUCAAGAUUCUCUGGCAGCUGCAAUAUCAGCCAUCUUAUCACCAUGGCAACACUAGCAGAUCCCUCCGACCACAUGUAUCUGACCACUGAGCUGGCUGACACUUGUACAGCAUUAUUUAGAGGUGAAUCCAUGUCCAAGUGUGACCACCAUGUGCUUGCCAACACAGAGAAGGCAGCCAAGUGCCUAGAACCAAUCAUCAACUCAGUCAUCAAUGAAAUUGAACCCGUGACUGACAUAUGCAGGCUCUUCUCCUUGAGUGGUCAGUGUCUGUCCCAGCUGGUUUCUCAAGGUCAAGGUACAUGCGAAGGUCGUAACCUGACCGACCUUGUAAACCUGGUGCAUAAAGUGCUGCAAUCUGAAAAAAACGAAUGCAGCCAAAACAGAACCCAGAACGUUCAGUUGCCAUCAUGCAGAGUGUCAGACACACAUGUGGACCUUUGUGACACGAAGGAUAUGUCCGUCUCUAUGAAUCUUGCCCGUCUAACAUGCGGGCAGCAACUGUACGACAGAUUCACACAGUUUCUCGGAGUUCUGCAGCCUUUAGAUACAAAACUUGUUGACCUGAACUCAUUCAACUGCAGGUACCUACAAUCUGCGAAGCAAUGCCUAAAGAAUGCAACAAAGGCCAAUUUUCAGGAAUGCAAUGAGACCACCUACACCACCAUCGUGGCAAGUCUGCCAUCAGAGUUUCUUCCCUUUGACACUGAUACCUCGGUCUGCAUAACAGAUCAUUGCCAGAAGCAGUUGGACAUCUCUAGAUGUGUCAAUGACAACAUGCUUUCUAUGGCAGUCUACCAGCAAGAUGCCUGCAGCAUAAUGAAGAUGAUAUUACUGUGCGUGAAGCGCUCUGUCAAUGUAACCUGUGCAGACAAGAUCGCGUACUCGCAAAUUGUCUCUUUUCUUCUGGAAUCCGAAAACAGCUUCGGUCCGGCUGUGGUGAAUUUAAGUAGAGUUUGCACAGACCUGACAGAAACUUAUGAGACUGGGGGAGACUUGUGUGUGAAUGAGUCCCUCCUCGCUGAUGUCACAUACUUUAAUUGCAACCAACAGCUCUGGCAACUGAACUAUGAUAGCAACUGCAGUUCCAAGAAUGAAGUUCUAGCCUGCGCCACUGGCCUGUUAGAUAAAUAUGGAAGUUGUAUCAUAUCCCAUAAGCCUAUGUUAAUCAAGCGAGCCCUGGUGAAUUCAGCCGAGAAGUUCUUCUUGACAGGGGCUGCUAACUGCUUCCGAAACUCAAGAAAUGGUACUUGCCCCUUGGCUCAGCUGAACUACUUCUGUCGGUCGUGCAGUAAUGGAGGUGAGGUGAAUGAGUGUGUCCUUGACGACGAAUGUCCCGCGGGCAAGUUGUGCUGUCAUGAUGGCUGCUCCAAGAAAUGCGUUAACAAUAGCCCAGAUCCAUAUGAAAUCAGAGACAAGGAAGGGGACUGCCCGGUGUAUUCUUUUGACUGGAGUAACGUUGGUGCAUGCUGUAGUGACCUCAGUUGCUCUGGAAACAAGCGUUGUUGUCCCAUGCCGAACCCCACAUGUCUGGAACCUCUGAAAGUGCCUUCCUGUAAUGACACUGCCACACUGCUGGGAAAGUUGCAACCCUGUGGGCUUAGUCUGGCAAUGCUUUCGGACGGUGUAACUUUGGAGUCGCUUUCAUGUGGGACCUUGUUUGAGAAAGUGACCUGUCUAACAAAUGAGCUCAAUAAAGACAGGCCGCUGUUUGGUGAAUGUUCGAGGAAGUCAGUAAAGAACACUUUCCUAAAGUUGGCCAGAGACUACAAUAUAAAUUUCAACAGUCCUUCAGUUGUUGACUGCCAAAUUCACCAAGUGAUUGUUACAAUUUCUCGAAACUCGACACGCAACAGACGACAGUUGCAACCAAGACCAGGUUGUUCUGUAACAGAUGAAAUAAUCAUUAACCAGUACCAACUGCUGUUCCAACAAGAAUUGGAAAGGGCUCCGGCGCCUACGGCAAUACGUACUGGAGACAUCCAAUGUGAUGGCAGCGUGAUUAUAUUCUCAUUCACUUUCUUCACGGAUAUGGACAUUGCACCAUUGUACUCGUUCCUCUACGACAGCAUCAAUACCACCACCUUAAAUGUUUCCGUCAUCUUCAAUGUCAUGCCUGAGAACCUCAGUGGUUUAAAUCGCUGUGAGGACAACAGGACAAUUAAUGCGUUCGCUGAAAAAUGUGCACUUGAGGCAGCUGAUACUGUGGGUUGGAGACAGUGCAGCAUAGCGAUUCGUUUUCAUCAAUGCAUGGGUAGAAUAUCUUCGAUCAUGGACAACACUGGGAUCUGUUACAUGUGGAACAUGACUGACAAGAUGCAACAACACAUUUUUGACCAUCUUCAAUCCAUCGCCGACAUUCCAGUCCUUGUGGUCACUGCAUUACAGCAGUAUAACAGGACUCACUGUGAAACAACAGGGGAUGAGAACCCCUGCUACUCGCCACACUUGCUCAACACUUCCUAUGAUGAAUGUAGCGACCAGUUGGCAACAGGAGUAGUCUUCAACUUUACGGACAAUGCCAAUGAAAUCUACGGUAUCACAGCGCCAAUGUGCAGGUUAUUCUACGAGAUGACGUCCUGCGUUUUUGUUAAGUUACGCUCUAUAGGCGGUGAUUGUCACCCAUACUCAACGGAGCAAGAUGUGUAUGAGAUGAUUCGGCGCAAAGAGUUGAAUGGGCACUACCUUCCUACCUCCUCAUACACACUGGAUAGUUGUCUAGAACAUCAGCCUGUGUGCAACUCGUUGUACAUUUUUAAAGCCAAAUGGAUAGGGUGUUAUAACACUGAACAGCUUUAUAACAAUACCUGUCAGUCUUCGUCCGAGAGAAAUUCCAUGAAAAACUUCCUCAGCUGUGUCAGUACCAAUGCUGUACUGAACAAUGAGAGUUGCCUCCCCUCCAGCGUGGCAGACUUGAUCAUGGCAGACACAAAAUUGUUUGGGCUUCUGAAUACCCAGACUCAGUUCUCACAGUGUGUCACAGAUGCGGAGCUGACAGUGCUAGAUGCCCAAUAUGACGGGGAAGUAUGCACGAUGCAGCCUGUCCUUGUACAGGUCAGCAAAAGCUGUAUGUCUGAGGCCAACAACCUUUGCCCACAAAUGCUCAGUACCAUUGCAGCCACCAACCCAAAUGCAGCAUGCAGUUUUCUGACAGCGACGAGCGAGUGUGUUCGACGGAGUCUCCAGCAAAGGACCAACCUGUCGUGUGACAUCAGUUCCCUUCUUAACGUUACCUAUCCACAGUACUGGCCCCUUCACUUGCCCCAAGACAUCAGGGCCACAUGUAUAGCGCAAGUGCAGCAGCCUGUGUAUGAGACGUGUUACAAAGAUGGUUUCUAUAGCAACAUCAACGCCACAUUGUUCUGUGUGACCCCUGCAAUUCUCGGAGCAACACAAUCCAUCAGCAGUCAACACUUGUGCAGACUGCAAGAUUACGGACUUGCUUGUCUGACCGCACUUGCGAGCUCGUCACAAGCUCAGUGUUUGAGGGCUGAUGUACAUGAGGCGUUCCAGUCCACACUGGCGGGAUACUCUGCAGAUAUCAGCCUGCAGACUUGCGGGAGAUAUGUCUAUCUUGCCAGCAAAUUCGCUUGCCAAGCACCAGCCACGCUGCCGGAAGUUAACUGCAACAGCACCCAGUUGAUUGCCGAUGUUGUCACGGUGACCUGCCUCCUUGACAUCCGUAAACUGGCACAGAAUUUCACUGGAGGCAAUGUCUCAAACUGUCUACUGUACAAUGCCCUAAUUGAGUGUGGGAAGAAUGCGUCCAUGUUUGCCAGCCGCGCAGAGCGCCAGGGUUGCUCAGACCGGGAACUGAAGGUCGCGCUCCAAGCACACAGUCAGCAGGUGAAGAACGUCACUGGUAUCAACACGACCAUCUGUCAGUCGCAAUGUUAUGACAACUUGAACGCUAUUGCCAACAACUGCACAAUGGACACUUACAUCAUGUACUCGUAUUACUUAUCAAUCAAUGCAUGCAGUGCGUUUACCUACACGUCCCAGUGUAUACAUCGUCGUCUGCUGCAACAAAAUGGAGGCCAGGCCUGUGAUCCUCAGAUUGCAGUAUCUGUAGCCAGAAACAUCCCUGCGUUCCAGGGUCUUGAUUGCCCAGACCCCUUCAGACAAGAACUUGACGUAUGUGACAACACGACCAUCGCUGCAUCGGUGGCCAUACAGUGGUGUCAAAGAGAGCUCGAAGGAAUGUAUGCUUUUACCACAACACUUAACGGCCCAUGCAGAGGUUCCUCUGAACUUGAAGCAUGCAUACAGAGAAGUUUACGCUUGUACUCUCUCCCUGGCGGUUGUCUUAACAACCAAGAACAUAGCAGGGAAGUCAUUCAUCGUGUUGUUAUGCAAGCUGCAUCAGCACUUGAGAAGUAUCAACAAGGAUAUCUAGCUUUACUACAAAAUUGCUUUGGACGCUCUCAGAGAGAAGGCUUUUGCCCAGUUCCAACGUCGAGUUCCUGUGAUGUAUACUCUGGUAACUGGAGCAUUCAGAACAACUGCACAGACGAUGAUGACUGCAUGGAGAGUGGGCAAAAGUGUUGCUAUGAUGGCUGCAAGUUGAGAUGCCUCCAAACAGCAUUUGAGAAAGCCAAAUAUUUGGUCAACUUCCACAUCAGGAAUGAAACCUACCCUCUCACCACCAAUAGGUCAUAUGAAGUAUUUUUUGAUCAACUGUUUGGAAAUGUAUUCCCUGGUGACAGAGUUGAGUUCAAUGGCCUCGAAAGAAGUUUUGAGAACUAUCCAAUAUUCAAGUUCUACCUCUGGACAUUCCGACCCGUCACGUACCAAAUUCUGCCUGCAGUUCUGAAUUCACAAACGGGUGGAAGUAUAACACUGUAUUUCACAUUCCAACCAGACAUGACGAUUGGAAGCUGUGGCUAUGGUAACUAUUCGGACUGCGGGCCAAGUGAGUGCCGUGAUGAUUACACGUGUCGCUAUCGGCUACGCAGCAGCAGGUCAAAGUGUUGCUAUAACUGCAAGGGGUAUUGUGCAUUAGUCGAAGAAUCGCAGUGGCAGAGCUGCACAGAUAUGACUGCCAUGUAUAAUGAUACCCAGGACUUCUGUGUGCAGGAGAGGGAUCAGCUAAUGAGGGUUGCUAGCACUACACGCUUCUUGUCAUGCAGGAGGCUGGCAGAAUACACAAGCUGUAUGACCAACAAACUUCUGAGUAGCUGGAGAUCGGAGUGUUCAGAUAUGGCCAGGAACUUUAGUGAGCAUGUAAGCAGAUACCUAAACCAGUAUAUCUACAGCAGUGGCAACCAAGGAAUGGGUUUCUAUGUGAAUGUAGAUACCUGUCGAAGAAGUUCCUGCUACAAUGUCACAAAGAUUCAAGAGGCAGUCCUCAACAGCUGUUUCCAUGGCGUUACACAGUUUGCAAUGGUUGGGCAGAUGAAUGCAACUUCUUGCCAGUUACUACUGAACGUGUCAUCUUGUGUAAGGGAAGCUUUAUACCGGAUAAAUUAUAGUGACUAUGACCACUGCAAUGUGACGGACCUGUACCAUGUCGUGAGAGAUCUUGUAAGAGAAAUGAUGCCAAAUAUGACCUGGAUUAAUGGUUCUAUUUGUGAUCGUUUGGUGUGUUUCUCAGCAAACCUAGAGAGGUUUAAGACUGGGUCCACAGUCUGCGCAAGUCCUUGGUCCGCCUACAUGGCCAACCUGGGCAGGGGAGACAACUGUGUAAACUUUGAGAAUUUCAUCACCUGCCUCCAGACCCAAGCAGUAGCGAGAAACCAGUCUUGCCCAGCUCAGUCUCUGGUUUCCAUGGUAACCAGUCUGGGCUACGAUUACAUAUCCGACAACCCUUUGUGCUCUGACCUGUGCAAUCUGACAUGGAGCUCAGAUAAUGGUAACAGCUCCGUUGUUGUUAAUGUUACUUUGAAUCCCCGUAUGGACAUAGCUCAGUUCACUGUACACAUCCCAGCCACAAGCACAAGUAUAAAUAUGGCUGCUGCAAACAAAUGGCUCGGAAUUGGUGUGAAUACACGUAAUCAAAUGAUUGGAACCGAUGCAUACACCAUUGAGACACUAAAUGCUGUUAACUACACUGUGAAGAACAGGUAUGCCUCCCAAAGGUCAACGCCAGCAGAAGACUACACUGUAUAUGCCAACGUUUCCGUGAGACAUUCCAAUGGAGAGACAUGGCUAACGUUCAACAGGUCAAUAUCUGGUGCCAAUCCAGCACCCAACGACCAAGCCCUAAACAGCAUGUUGUACAUGGUUGCAGCACAUGGUAGCAUCUCAUCCGGGCAGAUCUCACAACAUUCAGUGAGAUAUACCUCAUCACAGCCGUUCAACUUCACCUGCCCUACGCGAUUUGCUAUCCUCGAUGCUCGGCUACCAGACACGACCAAUCCCAUGGCAGUCUGCUCGCAUGUGCCCCUUUACCGCGAUGUACUGCAGUACCAGUGCAAGGACUUCAGCUACAACAUGCUGGAUUCCAGAGAGACAUGCAUAAUUGAGGAGUACGUGAUGGGGUGCCUGGUACAGGUGAUGUCAGAGUACAACUGCACUGGAGACCUGGUGCGCAGCAUGAGCCUGAGACCGGAGGUCAGACAGGGGCUACUGGAUAGUAACAUUGGAUGUGACACAGGUCUGUCCCCAUGUGGACUGAAGCUGGUGGCCAACACCUGGCUCAUCCGCAAUACCUGUUUCCAGUGGAUGUGGUCUUCACUGCAUGUGGACAACAUGAACAGGGCAAGAAAUGCAGACAACACCACUCUGCUGAAAUGCCGGUUAUUUGAGGAUUUCAUUGGCUGCCACAAUGCAGCUUUCCCGGACACAAUGGUAGACUGCCCCAGCCACGCGUUCUUGGAAGCAGCUGAAGUAAUGACGGAGCUUUACCGGAAAAUAACCCAGUACACACUGGCACCUACCAAUGAAUCACUUCAGCUGCAGACUGACUGCGCCACACGUGUUGCUGAUUUUCCUGCCUACGAUCAUUGUGCUAAUGGAACUGCCUUAUUGGACAGAAUCUCUGGCAAAUGUCUCGCAAUGCCUGCCAAAAUGAUGACCAUGUACAACAUGUCCGUAUGCAGUCCCAUAAUGACACAGGCUAUAAUGAGCUGUGCAAGAGAAUCCAGAACUUGUUCCGAUGUAAACACAGACACGUUUGAAAACCUUGUGCACGAGGCAAUGGAAUCCCACGAGGAGUAUGUCAAGAAUAUCACCAGGGGUUACACUCUGCAAUCGUGUGACUCCAACUGUACUCACACCCUGACUAAUAUUUCUAUGAUGUGGCCAGAGAUGAUGAGGUAUUCAAUAACUAUCCGUGACCUGCCGUAUGGAUUUACAUCAAAUAUCAGCAAUGCAGAAAGAUGCGCGAUAUUUAACGACUACCACAUGCGCUAUGAAGAAUGGCUGCGUCAGAAAGUUCCAGAAUGUUCGCACAGUGUUGCAGCACUUAUGAACCAUCUUAUGACUCCUUUCCACAACCUGUUUGACUCGCAGCGUUGGCCUCGUUGCCAAGGUUCCGAGCCUAUCUGUGAGCACAUUGGAAUCGUGAAAGUUGCUCAGUGCAUGAUAAACCCCUAUGACGCUUGCGCGUUUGACGCCUGUGCAUGGGAGAACAUGAAGCGAGAUUGUGAAGACAAGGUGGAUGUUAAAAGAGAGCUGCAGAUAGCCUACAGGAGAAUGUACAACACAGAACUUGCGGAUUGCCUGUCAGGCAAUUGUACCAGUCGCUUGUACGAUCUUUUCUACAACACCACUAGUCUUUACAAGCCAUAUGCAUAUACCCGAUUGUACAUGGCAGCCCUGACCAAGACUGAAGCCUGCACAGUGUACGCAUACCUCCGUAGCAAUGCUAUCGCACACCUGACAGGUCAUUCACCAGAAUGUGAUGUCGAACGUUUCCUGCAACAGAACCUGGAUGUUUACCUACAGACUCAGAACCAGUCUGAAUGCAAUUACUGGGACACUGACUACUGUGGCAAUGUGGGGCCAAUCAUGCUGAUGAAAUGUCUCGAUUAUUAUGACACUGGGGAUCUUUGCAGGUUUGAAGAGUGUGUGAAGGAAAGGAGGUCAAUUUCUGUAUUCAAUCAGUGCUUGAUGAUAAACGAUGAUGAGGUGAUGACAAGAGUCAGGAAUACAUUCAUGCGUCUACGGAAUGGAAGUGUGCUGAAAACCUGUGGUUCAACAGUGGUGAAUCCUUGUUCUGUAGACUAUUUCACUGUCGCACGAGAUACGACAUGCAGCAAAUACUGGCAGUAUAAUCUAACACAAAAUUGCAGCAAUUACCAGAAUUUCUUGGGCUGCAUCAAUCUGUACUCCCUGAUGUACAAUUCACAACCAUGUGGCUACAAACAACUACAUUUUUUGCUUGGUACUUGGGUUUAUAACCAGACAGGGCAGCGGCCAAAAGUCUGUGGGGGAGUAGAACUCAUGACGUCAGAUAAUCAGACAAAACUUGAAGCGAGUACAGACGGCCAUGAGGUGUCAUUCUUUGUGCAGACAACUGCAGAUUUAAAGAACUGGGACUUUGUGAUAGCCUUCUCAAUGGUCAGAACAAGGAGGCAGUUGAUGGUAGUAGAGAAAGAUUGGAUAGUCCUUUCAAACAGAUCGUAUCAACUGAAUGUCACAGACAUGUUUUCCGCAUCUGGCACUCCACAGAAUGUCGCUUACAGUGAUGCGAGGUUUGGUGGUGAAAAUAAUGUCAAGGUUGUCUACAGCAAGAAAACCUAUCGAGGCUUUGAGAUAACAUUCAGCAGACCCGUAAAUGCAUCGGACAUGUAUGAUUUACCCGUGUCAGGAUCCUUAACAGUUGAAAUGGGCCACAACUCAACCAUGAACCCUUCAACUGAAUUGGCUGGUUAUGUGUCUAAAGAGACGUACUUUUAUGAUGCCUUAGCUGCCCUUGACCAGUUCUUCCCAAACAGUAGAGAGGCAGUGUGUUACAGUGGGAUAGUAAUUGGUGCAAUCCUCAGUGAAGAGUGCGCCAGGGGAGGCUACCUUGAUGCAGACGCCACUGAACAGACCAUGUGCAUGACUGAAUGGCGGUCGCUAUUGUGUGUGAAGAACAUUCUGUCCUCGCUAGGCCUCAUUUGCAGCGAGUACAGCCUGCGAAUACUCUUUAAUCAUCAGGACUUCAGGGCUGUGUACUUCCCCAGAACAGGUCCAUCAUGUGAGUCCCAUUUCCCCUGUGAGACCCAUGUGUUACAGAAUGGUGACGCUAUAGCAACUCAGUGCCUCCCUGCAUCCAUCAAUCUCCUUUACACUCCUGUGGCCGGCUUCCUCAACCAAACCACCUUGAAUGGUUCUGAACUGAUGUCAUGCAAUGUGUGGCGUCAAGCUGUAUUCUGCUCUCUUGGAAUCCUGUAUGCAAGCAACCACACGUUGUUCGCCACUUGUGGCAUCACUGCCACAUUCCAUCCUUCACUCAUAGCCCUGACCAACAUUGCUCUGGACAUGCAGAAUGAUUCGCCAAAAUAUGAGGCCGAUCAUUACAAUCAAUGCACUUCAGGACUGGACUCUCCGCCUUCCAGCCCCUGCCCGGUAUCCACAGACCUGCUAUACCUGGUGGUAGGGGCAUGCAGUAGAGACAUCGUAGGGAAUGGAACGCAGCAGAAACAGUACCAGGAUCAGUGCAAUUCACUAGAAGCAUGUGUGGACAAAAUAAAAAUGGCCUACCGUGGAUACUGUCCUACAAUAGAUCAAAUAAUGUCAGCUACUAUGCACGAUUUAGAGAACCUCAGCUACGUACAGACAACUAUUGGCUUCAAUCCCAUGGGGUGCUCAGAACCAGACUGCUUGGAUGUGUUGAUGAUUUACAAUACAACUAAGUAUGACUGCAUGCUUGACCUAAACAACGUUUUGCGCGCAGACAAUAUUUCCAUGGAGUCGUGCAGUCUGCUAAAGGAACUGCGUCUAUGUAUAAAUGAAAGCAUGGUAAGGAGUAGAACCGAGUGUACAGUGGUAGACUAUGAUGUGGUGCUCACCAGCGACCUCAUGCACAAAUAUGUGACCUUGUACCGGGCAGAGUUUGGUGCUGCUAUGGGUGAACCUUCCUCCAUGUACUUCAAUUUGUAUCUCCUCGAGUGUUCUUCAAACAAGUGUUGGAGUGCAGAUGCCAUCGAAAGAGAAAUAAUGGACCAAUGUUCAGACAUUGUCCAGACAUUUAAGUCACACGGGUCAAUGAGCAAACAAGCCUGCCAAGAAAUAUUCAGGCUGGCACAGUGCGUAACAGAGAGGCUGAAAGUCACUCGAGGAUACAAAUAUGAUUGUAACAUCCAGAAUAUAUAUGGCUUCCUAGCUGAUGGAGCCCGUGACUUCACAAACCUGGACUGGGUUAAUGCCAGCUUCUGCCAUGAGUUGGUAUGUUUUGCACCCAAUGUGCAGCAAUACACCAACAGAGAAUGCAACCGAUCCAUGGAAGCGUACAACAACACUCAAAACUGCCACCAUUUUGAAAACGUGCUCCGAUGCGUGAAAUUCCAUGCUUUCCUGAAGGGGGAAACCUGCCCAGCGUCAGAUUUACAGAACACCCUGCAACAAAUUAACCACCAGGCAGCAGUCUCUAUUUGUCAAGGAUCGACCUUUGAACUCAUUGAUGCAGAAAUGCCCACCGACAUGCAGGCAGUAUGCUCCAACGUUGGUCUGGCAAGAUAUCUGUUGGAAUAUCAUUGCCUUAACGGUCUCAACUACUCAGUUCUGGACUUUGCAGAAAGAUGUUUAUAUGAUGUUGCUAUGGAGGGGUGUCUUUCUAACCAAAUGAACACCUUCGGAUGCGGUCUAGUGGAUGUGAAAGCAUUGUUUAGCGCAAAUAAUUUGAGGAAAGGCUUACUACGCAAUGAUACUAUUGGAUGCACUGACACCAUGUCGUUUUCGGAAUGCGACAUUCAGUUUGGUUACCAUACUGCCCAUAUGGCCAUGACAUGCCUGCAACCAUUGGUCACCCUGUUCUUAAUUCCUGAGGCCAACACGAGGUCCAGUCCUGACCGGUCGGGACUGCUAAAGUGCAGUGUUCUGAAUCGUUUCUUUGGCUGCUACAAGUAUUAUUUCCCAGAGGUUACCUGCGGUCCAUCCAGUAUUCUGGAUGUUGUGAACAUCACGGGAAAUGCUUACCACAGGAUAUUGCGCCUUAGCCAGAAUAUGUCCAUGAUUCAGAAUUUGUCGAGAUAUGGCGAGGUGGACUACGCAUCAUGUACAGUAUCUGACAGCUUCCCUGCAUAUGGCCAGUGUGAAGAGGGUGUGAAUCUUGUGUAUGACGUUGCCAGCACAUGUCUAAUGCCGACUGCAGUGUCUAUCCAACCCUACAACUUGUCUCUAUGCUACUUGCAAUACAGCCUUCCAUCGUGCAUCAAUCAAGAGUUUUUCAGCCCUUGCGACGGGGAAAGUAAUGAAAAUGGACUAGCAAGACUGAACCGCGCUCUCGACCUGUACCCUGAGUUUGUGGAAAACAUUACUGGAGGCUACCAUCCCACAACAUGCAAUUGCCAGAUAAAAUUUGAAAAUGCCAGCGCUUCCUGGAACCUGUCCAUGGCAUACCAGAUGGCCAUACAAUUUGCCUCGUACAUGACUGAAGCAGAACGUUGCAGUGUAUUUUCGGCCCUUCAUGAGAGGUUUCAAGGAUUCAUUCGGGGAGUAGUUCCAGGGUGCUACAGUCAUUAUGAUGAGUGGUUCAACCAGACACAACUACCGAGACUAUUCUCGUACCUUGGUGGUCCAGUACGACUGAACUGUUCAGGUGAUUGUUCCUACCACUGGCUCUUGCAGUUUGUGCAGUGCUAUGAGAAUUUAACAAACGGCGGACCAUGCGGAUUCCGAGAGUGCAUACAGAGGCCAACAUCACGAUGUGUACUGAAUGAUACAGUUGUUCUGAAAAAUGUCACCGAUUUCUACAAACGUUUUCAUAACAUGGACAUUCCACCCUGCUAUUAUGUGGGUAACUGUUCCUGUCUUUGGUACGAGGAAUGCAGAUCAAACGGCUCCUGCUCCUGUCCAGAAUACUGCAACACACAGUAUGACCCAGUGUGCGCUCAGUAUCCAAAUGGUACAUUGGUUACCAAGAGUAACAUGUGUGAACUGAAACGAGAAUCGUGUACCAUGGGAGGAAUGAUCAGAUUGUACACGCAAGAACAGUGUCCAGUGGAUAACUGUUCCUGUCUUUGGUACGAGGAAUGCAGAUCAAACGGCUCCUGCUCCUGUGCAGAAAACUGCGCCACACAGUAUGACCCAGUGUGCGCUCAGUAUCCAAAUGGUACAUUGGUUACCAAGAGUAACAUCUGUGAACUGAAACGAGAAUCGUGUACCAUGGGAGGAAUGAUCAGAUUGUACACGCAAGAACAGUGUCCAGGGGGUAACUGUUCCUGUCUAUGGUACGAGGAAUGCAGAUCAAACGGCUCCUGCUCCUGUGCAGAAAACUGCGCCACACAGUAUGACCCAGUGUGCGCUCAGUAUCCAAAUGGUACAUUGGUUACCAAGAGUAACAUCUGUGAACUGAAACGAGAAUCGUGUACCAUGGGAGGAAUGAUCAGAUUGUACACGCAAGAACAGUGUCCAGUGGUGUGAUGAUCGUUUGCAGCCUGAAAAACCGGACAGAAUAUUGGGCAAAUAAAACUUUAUAAUGUGUUUAAUUAUGACUUUAAAGUUUAACUGUUAGUUAUCCAAAAUUAGAGUAUACAGUGCUUUGAUUAUGCACACGAAACUGUUUUUACUUCGCUUUAUUAAUUAAAAACAUUUAUUAAACAUACAUAUCUUGUUUUCAAUUUUCGAUCAUGCUUUGAAAAGUGUUUAUAUUUAUGUAUAAGUGAUGUUUAUAUAUUGUAACAUGUAUUUUUAACAUUCAAAUGAAUAAAGUUUUUAAAUAUUUGAAAAAUAAUUAUUAAAUACGCUUCUUUUUUAUACGUGUUAAAAAAUGAUUAUUAAAUACGCUUCUUUUUUAUUCGUGCUUUGUUUCGCUUUGAAUCGAGUCCUUUUUAUAUUUCUUCUAUGUGUAUACUCAUCUUUGAAUAAUCAGAUUUCGUUAAUAAAGAUAUAAAUAUA